Molecule: messenger RNA, 2427 nt
Organism: Miniopterus natalensis
Lineage: Eukaryota; Metazoa; Chordata; Mammalia; Chiroptera; Miniopteridae
Gene: PDK4
Product: pyruvate dehydrogenase kinase 4
Biological process (GO): protein phosphorylation; regulation of glucose metabolic process
Cellular component (GO): mitochondrion
Molecular function (GO): pyruvate dehydrogenase (acetyl-transferring) kinase activity
Source: RefSeq, a predicted model, not a curated record
CAGCCCGUCCCCGCUGUCCAUGAAGCAGCUGCUGGACUUCGGUUCGGAAAACGCAUGUGAAAGAACUUCUUUUGCAUUUUUGAGACAAGAAUUGCCUGUGAGGCUUGCCAAUAUCCUGAAGGAAAUUGAUAUCCUCCCUGAUCGAUUAGUAAAUACCUCUUCCGUGCAGUUAGUUAAAAGCUGGUACAUCCAGAGUCUGAUGGAGUUGGUGGAAUUCCAUGAGAAAAACCCAGAAGACCAGAAGGCAUUAUCAGAAUUUGUAGAUACUCUCAUCAAAGUUCGAAAUAGACACCAUAAUGUAGUUCCUACAAUGGCACAAGGAAUCAUAGAAUAUAAAGAUGGCUGUACAGUUGACCCAGUCACCAAUCAAAAUCUUCAGUAUUUCUUGGAUCGAUUUUACAUGAACCGUAUUUCUACCCGGAUGCUAAUGAACCAGCACAUCCUUUUAUUUAGUGACUCAGAGACAGGAAACCCAAGCCACAUUGGGAGCAUUGAUCCAAACUGUGAUGUAGUAGCAGUGGUUGAAGAUGCCUUUGAGAGUUCAAAGAUGCUUUGUGAUCAGUAUUAUUUAACAUCUCCAGAAUUAAAGCUCACACAAGUGAAUGGAAAAUCUCCAGGGCAACCGAUUCACAUUGUGUACGUUCCUUCUCACCUCCAUCACAUGCUCUUUGAACUAUUCAAGAAUGCAAUGAGGGCAACAGUUGAACACCAGGAAAGCUGGCCUUCCCUCACACCAGUUGAGGUGAUUGUUGUCUUGGGAAAAGAAGAUCUUACAAUUAAGAUUUCAGACCGAGGAGGUGGUGUUCCCCUGAGGAUCACUGACCGCCUCUUUAGUUAUACGUACUCUACUGCACCAACGCCUGUGAUGGAUAACUCCCGGAAUGCUCCUUUGGCCGGUUUUGGUUACGGAUUGCCAAUUUCUCGUCUUUAUGCCAAGUACUUUCAAGGAGACCUGAAUCUCUACUCUUUAUCAGGAUAUGGAACAGAUGCUAUCAUCUACUUAAAGGCCUUGUCCUCUGAGUCUGUAGAAAAACUCCCGGUCUUUAACAAAUCAGCCUUUAAACAUUAUCAGAUGAACACUGAGGCUGAUGACUGGUGUAUCCCAAGCAAGGAGCCAAAGAACCUGGCGAAGGAAAAAGUGGCUGUGUGAAGAGGGACACUUGGGACACUUGAAGGGAUCAAAGUGGGUCUGUGCCGGUGCUGCUUUCUGAAUGUCUGCAUGUGAACCCCUCUUCCCUCGAAAACAAACAACAGCAACAGGAACUCCUUGUUCAGAACCCCGAGGGGAGAGGAGCAAAGCUCGUUUCUGUGACCCAGGAGAGCACAAAGCGGGGCGAUGGGAGCUAACGGGUGGCCAGCUCUUUAUUCUUUCAACAUAAAAUAAUGCUUGGGCUUGUAUCAAACCUGAAGAAGAUGUAAGCCCCUCAGUUUCUCAUCUCUUUAUCAACGGGCAUGGAAGCAGAAGCGAAGUGAAGAUAGAGGUAUCAGUUUCAACCGACUGAUGGUUUAGACCUUUGGUUGAUGUCAUAAGAUAUUAGUAUUUAUUGAACAUCAAGUGUCAACUAUAGCAGAAUUUUCCUGCCAUUCAAAGGAGUAGGGCUUAGUUUAUACUAUAUGACUAGAAAUGUAUGUAAAUGUCCAUUUCCUAUAUAUCUAUGCCCUCUAGGGAGGAAAAACUGGUGACUAAAAUAACAUUCACUUUGAAUGACAAAUGAGUCAAAACAUUUUAUUCAAAGUUGUGGCCAAGGCAUUGAGCCUAAGUAAAAACUUAGAAGAAAGCCUUUUCUGAUAAAUACAGAGCCUUUAGUAUGCUGCUUUCUCUGUUCACAUGACACAUAGUAAGUGAACACUUAUUGCCAGGUGCCUAGUCUUGGAUGAAUUUUGAAAUAUGCACUGAAUUCAGAAUGUUGGCGGUUGGAAGGAGAGAAGAAUUGCCAAAGUGAGAACAAAACUCUCUCUCAUCUUGCUCUGUUUAUAGAUGAAACACAAGACUGGAAUAACUGACGUUAGGGAAGGAAAUCAUGCAUUCAGAGCCUAACUCAGAGAGAAGGGCUGUUCUCUACCCUGCAGUGGUAGCAACCCAAAGGCAUCCAUUUUCUAGGUUUAAAAAGAUGUGUUUUUGAUAUACUUAAUUAUACUCUCUACACUCUGACAUUAACAUGUCUGUAAAAAAAAAAAAUCCUAAUUAUCAAGUAAUUCAAGAACAGUAUAAUUGAAAUACUUCUUGGAAUGUCUUUACCAAGGAGCCUGGGAGUAAGAGGAUUUCUUGCCAGGAUAUUUUCAUUUGUGAAUCAUCGAGGUUGAGAGCGAAUGAAUGACAGCUGCAAUGCAUAUGGAACUUUUGGGGAGUUCUGGUAUAAUAUGCAGGCUGAUAGGGCAGUCUCAUACAUUGCUCUUAGAAAAGGAGUGAAAAAACAAAAGAAGGAA